UCGAAGUGCUAAUCUAUGCUGCGUACUGCGCAGAGGCUUGUCGGUCGGACGUGUGAGAGGAGCGAGACGAGAAGAGCGGAGCUUUUUAGAGGAUAGCGCGUAGCAGGUGUGAGACAUGUCUGGAAGAGCCAGAGCCAGAUCCAGGGGGAGAGCACGCGGCCAGGACACCGCCCCCGCCCCGGGAAAGGAACUAAAACCCUUGCCUAGCAUUGAGCAUCCAGGACCAUCCACUGACACUGACCUGGUUGGACGUGGUCGUCAGAAAACCGCUCCACCAGCAUCUAGACCACAAACAGCAGAGUUGGCCAUCUCAGCUGGUUUUCAAGACAUAUCAAUAGGAGAACGUGGUGGCAGAAAACGUGAUUUUCAUGAUCUUGGCGUUUGCACUAGGCAGACGAUUGAGCAUGUGAAAGUUUCUAAAACAGGUGUUUCUGGCAAAACUAUCCAGCUGUUUACCAACCAUAUUAAACUGAAUUCCCAGCCCAAGUGGUUCUUGUAUCAGUAUCAUGUUGGCUACAGUCCACAGAUGGAAUCCAGAUCUUUGAGAUCAGCUUUGUUGUUUCAGCAUGAGGAUUUGAUUGGAAAAGCCCAUGCCUUUGAUGGAACAAUAUUGUUCUUACCCAAACAACUGAAAAAGGUUAAUGAAGUCUGCAGCCAAACCCGUAAUGGGGAGAUUGUGAAGAUAACAAUUACUUUAACAAACGAGUUGCCUCCUACAUCACCUACUUGCUUUCAAUUCUACAAUAUUAUAUUUCGCAGGCUGCUCAGAUUGAUGAAUAUGAAGCAAAUUGGUCGCAAUUACUACAACCCUGAUGAUCCAAUUGACAUCAGAGAACACCACUUAACUGUUUGGCCUGGCUUCACAACCUCAAUUUUGCAAUAUGAGACCAGCAUUAUGUUGUGCAUUGAUAUAAGCCACAAGAUUCUUCGAAGUGAAACCAUUUUGGAUGUGAUGUACAACAUGCAUUCAAAAGUUGGAGCACACAACUUCCAUGAUGCUUGCAGAAAAGAACUGAUUGGACAAAUAGUUCUUACCAAAUACAAUAAUAAGACAUACCGCAUUGAUGAUAUUGACUGGGAAUUUACUCCAGAAUCUACAUUCAAGAAAUCAGAUGGCAACGAAAUUCGCUUUGUUGAUUAUUACAAAACACAAUAUAACAAACAAAUCACAGACUCAAAUCAGCCUGGAGUUAUCCACAAUCCCAAAAAAAUAAAAGGACCACCUGGAACACAACCAACUCCUAUUGUUUUAAUUCCAGAAUUUUGCUUUUUAACAGGUUUGACUGAUAAAAUGAGAAGUGAUUUUAAUGUGAUGAAAGACCUAGCAACGCACACUCGGCUAGCCCCAGAGAAAAGGAAAAAUCGAGUUUCAAGAUUCUUAAAUUACAUUCACAAGGAGGAAAAUGUCCAGAAAGAACUUCGGGCCUGGGGUUUGAACUUUGACACUAACUUGCUGUCUUUCCCUGGAAGAGUUGCUCCUCCCGAGAAAAUUUUGAUGUCAAAUAGAGCUGCAGAUUACAAUCCCCAUGAUGCAGACUGGUCAAGAGAAUUGAGAGGGCCUAGCCUAAUCCAUGUGAAACCCUUUGACAAUUGGUUGUUGGUAUAUGCUCGGAGAAACUACGAUGCAGCUAAUAUAUUAACACAGAACUUGUUCAAAGUAUCGCAACAAAUGGGCAUUAGAAUGAGUAAAGCGAUCAUGGUUGAAGUAGAUGACAGUACAGAUGCAUACGUAAGAGCUCUCCAGCAGAAUGUCCAGACUAAUACACAGAUGGUUGUUUGCCUUUUGUCCAGUAAUCGCAAAGACCGAUAUGAUGCUGUUAAGAAGUUUCUUUGCAUCGAUCGCCCAGUUCCCAGUCAGUGUGUUUUAGCAAGGACCUUAAGCAAACCCAAAACAGUUUUUUCAGUUGCUACAAAAAUUGCUUUGCAGAUGAACUGCAAAAUGGGUGGAGAACUGUGGAGCCUGGAAAUACCUCUGAAAGAUUUGAUGAUUGUUGGCAUUGACUGUUACCAUGACACACUGGCUGGAAAAAGGUCUGUUGCUGGGUUUGUUGCUAGCUUGAACCAAGGAAUGACACGGUGGUUUUCUCGAUGUGUUCUACAGGAUCAAAAACAAGAGAUUGUUGAUUUACUCAAAGUCUGCAUGCAAGCUGCCUUAAAAGCCUGGUAUUCUUGCAAUAAAACUCUACCUUCCCGAAUCAUGAUCUACAGAGAUGGAGUUGGAGAUGGGCAACUUAACACAUUGGUGAACUAUGAAAUUGCCCAGCUUGUUGAUUGCAUAAAAACUACAGGAACAGACUACAGCCCUAAGCUUUCAGUUAUUGUUGUAAAGAAGAGAGUUAACACCAGGUUUUUUGCCAACUCCGGGGGCGAGCUGCAAAAUCCACCUCCUGGGACAAUUAUUGAUGUGGAAGUCACGAGACCUGAAUGGUACGACUUCUUCAUAGUAAGUCAGUCUGUAAGACAAGGUACAGUGUCUCCAACACAUUACAACGUUGUAUAUGACACUAGCUCCCUGAAGCCAGACCACAUGCAGAGACUGACAUACAAAAUGUGCCAUUUGUACUACAACUGGCCAGGCGUUAUUAGAGUGCCAGCUCCUUGUCAGUAUGCCCAUAAACUGGCAUUUCUGGUGGGACAGAGUAUACACAAAGAACCACAUCUGUCACUUUCUGACCAACUUUACUACUUGUAGAAAAAGUCUGCAUAUUUUCUUAUGUUCAAUGUUUUAUGACAGUAGCAACAGUUUUGUCAUAUGUUGGUGUCUAUUCAGUACUGAAAUUCCACAUUUUUUUUCAGGCAUAUAUGCCAGCGUACAAUUCUAAUUGUUAUAGCGAAUAAUACACUUUCUCUGACAUACAAGGCACACCCUUUCUUGAUUGAGAAGUUUUUGUGUUGUCAACUCAAGGUGAAAUAUAAGCAGUCUGCAUCCAGGACCAAUCACUCACAUGUGAUUGCUGCAUGAGCAAAAAAACAUGCAAGUGACUAUGAUUAACUGCGGAAGUGGCAACCUCCCAUUGCUUUCAGUGGGGCUGUUGCCCACAGCUUUGUAUUUGUGGGUCAGAAUGCCCCCUAAAGCUGUCUAUUCAGUGAUUAAAAUUUGUCAAGUCCAUUUUCAACAUAUUCUGUAAGCAUGACAUACCAUGCCCAUGUUCCUUCAGGGAAGAUUCCUUCAUCCGCCUGGUUUGUGUGGAUAAAGAAAUCUGUUUUAUUUUAUCGAAAUAUAACAUGAUCAUUAAAUAAAUGGUCAUUUUAAUAUCAGUUGGUUUUAGUAUAGGCAGUAACCUGUUUGCAACACAAUUUGAAAAUAGCAAUUUGAAAAUAAUUAAGUAGAUUGUGUUUACUUUGUUCACACAUGAUUGAAGUCAGCACAACUUCAUCUCAUUGAAUAAGAGAAAAUAGUAAACAUCCUUUGUUUGUUUUUUAUUUUCAUACGAUUGGAUAUUCUUUGCAAAGUGAAAUUAUUUAUGUUUUACUUUAGUCUCCAAAAUUUGAGAAAAUUAGUCAGCCUUAUGGAUUCAUAUGUUUUUGUGUUCAUGCAGUUUGUGUUUGUUACUUUUUACUUGCAAUAAAAGUCAAUUUACAGUGUA
Rana temporaria (common frog) is the source of this 3587-nucleotide messenger RNA. It is a transcript of the gene PIWIL1, whose product is annotated as piwi like RNA-mediated gene silencing 1. Gene Ontology annotation, biological process: regulatory ncRNA-mediated gene silencing. The coding region runs from base 116 to 2692 and encodes 858 amino acids. Gene Ontology annotation, cellular component: P granule. Gene Ontology annotation, molecular function: protein binding; piRNA binding. The record is from RefSeq and is a predicted model, not a curated record. The transcript is spliced from 21 exons. NCBI's taxonomy places the organism in Eukaryota, Metazoa, Chordata, Amphibia, Anura, Ranidae.